Molecule: messenger RNA, 1782 nt
Organism: Ostrinia nubilalis (European corn borer)
Lineage: Eukaryota; Metazoa; Arthropoda; Insecta; Lepidoptera; Crambidae
Product: solute carrier family 41 member 1-like
Exons: 2
Coding region: 147-1433 (428 amino acids)
Biological process (GO): monoatomic cation transport
Cellular component (GO): plasma membrane
Molecular function (GO): monoatomic cation transmembrane transporter activity
Source: RefSeq, a predicted model, not a curated record
UCAGCUGUUUGUUGCUGAGCUGUCUGCUCGCUGCUAUUUAUUGUUUCUUUCGUAUUGUUAUCUUUAUUUUCACUGCAUUACAUGUUAACGCCAGUGCCAAGCAAACGGAUUUUUCAUAAAUCAAGAGCAAUACUAAUUCUAGAACAAUGAAGGGUUCGAAGGGCUCCAGCGAUAUCAAGUCGGAUGAUUAUCGUCUCGUCGCCAACGGCACGAAGCCUCCAGACAUUAAGUAUGAAAAAGAAAAUUCAUGGGUGGCUGGUGUGCAAAUGUUUUUGUCGUUUUUACUCGCCGGUUUCGGGAUGGUGGCAGCAAGUCUGCUACUCGACUAUGUGCAACACUGGACCGUGUUCAAGAAAGUAUCGGAAGUGUAUAUUUUAGUGCCUGCACUCCUCGGGUUGAAGGGUAACUUAGAAAUGACACUAGCAUCGAGACUCUCCACGCACGCACAUCUCGGACACUUAGAAACCAGUUUGGGCUCAUUGGUGAUGGGAAAUUUGUGUUUAAUACAGUGUCAAGCAGUUCUUGUUGGAUUCUUAGCAGCCUCUGCGGCUGUUGCUAUGGGCUGGAUACCCAAAGGCCAGUUUGAUAUCCACCAUGCACUGUUAUUGUGUGCAUCAAGUGUUCUCACGGCAUCAUUCGCUAGUUUCGUACUUGGAUUAAUCAUGAUAGGUGUUGUUGUUGUGUCUAGGAAGAUAAAUAUAAAUCCAGACAACAUUGCCACACCUAUAGCCGCUAGCCUGGGUGAUUUAACAACCUUGGCACUGUUGUCUUGGAUAGCUUCUCAUUUGUAUUUGUCUAUUGGCACAAGCGUAAUACUGCCAUCUAUUAUUAUCAUCGCUGGUGCAGUUGUCGUGCCUCUUUGUGGUUAUAUUGCUUGGAAAAACAACUUCACUAGGCAGGCUCUAGAUGAAGGAUGGGUUCCUGUUGUGUCUGCCAUGGUCAUAAGCAGUGCAGGUGGACUAAUAUUGGACUACACAGUGUCCAAAUAUGACGGGAUAGCAGUGUAUCAACUAGUCAUAAAUGGUAUAGGAGGCAACAUGGUAGCAGUGCAUGCGUCAAGGAUGUCAACAUCACUGCAUACUGGGGAGAAGGAAGGGUCAGCUAUCAGUAAUACUACUAAAUUGCUCCUUUUAAUGGUAAUACCAGGACAGUUAAUAUUCAUUUAUACCAUAGGCUACCUGAGGGCUGGCCACACUUCCAUGACCCCUACAUUUAUAUUCUUCUACAUGUCUGCUGCUAUGUUGCAAGUGUUCUUGUUGUUACUUAUUAGUCAUUACAUGGUGUUGUUUAUGUGGAAGCUAGGUAUGGACCCUGAUAACUCAGCCAUACCUUAUCUGACUGCAUUGGGAGAUUUACUAGGUACUGCAUUAUUAGGUGUAGCUUUCAGGGUCUUGGAUAUGAUUGAUGAUGAUGAUGCAGACUUAGGAGAAUGAUCUAUUCAUUCUCCUAACUCUGCAUUAUCAUCACUAAUCAUUAUCUAUACUUAUUUGCAGAAAAAGUUAUAUUUUUGCUGUAUUGUUAAUAAAUAGUAAGAAUUUUGUAUCAUAUCAACUACUAUGUAUUCUAAUGUGAUUGUUAGUAUUUGGAAUUUUGUUAUCUUUAGUAACUUAGGUUUCAGUUCAAAAUUAUGUGGCAUUAUCCAUGCUCAAUUGGUUAGUCACAUUUUAUUGCAACAACCUUGUGAUAGGCAUGUGCACACAAUUAUAUUACUUUAAGGUAAUUUAAAUGCUUAAAUAAAAUGAUAAUAAAACAUUUUCCUCAAGUUUGGGAUUAUAUUUUAAA